UUUGAUUGCCGAGCGCAAGUCCCGGGUCGUGAGAGACUAGCGGGCUGUGAGCUGAGUGAGUACUCAUAAGAAAACCCUCAGAUUUUUAGAUCCCUGCAAGUAACGGAGAUUUCAACUCAAAGAGGAUGAUGCAUCAACUGAGAGGGAUCCUUCAAACAUCUCCAUGCAAAUUGCUGUGGAGAAGGUUCCCGGUUCUGACAUCCAUGCCAGUGAGAACCUGCAGUCUUUAUACCUGCACUUACAGAACCCGGAACCGAGCCUUGCCUCCUCUCUGGGAAAAUCUCGACCUUGUUCCAUCAGGUGAUCGACAGUCACCAAUCAACAUCCGAUGGAGGGACAGUGUCUUUGACCCUGACUUAAAACCACUCACCAUCUCCUAUGACCCAACCACCUGCCUCCACAUUUGGAAUAAUGGGUACUCUUUCCUGGUAGAAUUUGAAGAUUCUACAGAUAAAUCAGUGAUUGAGGGAGGACCUUUGGAACACAACUACCGAUUGAAGCAAUUUCAUUUUCACUGGGGAGCCAUUGAUGACUGGGGCUCCGAGCACACUGUGGACAGCAAAUGCUACCCAGCAGAGCUGCACUUGGUACAUUGGAAUGCAGUGAAAUUUAAAAGUUUUGAGGAUGCAGCCCUGGAAGAAAAUGGAUUGGCUGUGAUAGGAGUAUUUUUAAAGCUAGGCAAACAUCAUAAAGAGCUACAGAAAUUGGUGGAUACUUUACCAUCAAUUAAGCAUAAGGAUACCCUUACGGAAUUUGGGUCAUUUGACCCUUCCUGUCUGAUGCCCACCUGUCCAGAUUAUUGGACCUACUCUGGAUCUCUGACAACCCCACCUCUCUCAGAGUCAGUAAUAUGGAUCAUUAAGAAGCAGCCAGUAGAAGUUGAUCAUAAUCAGCUGGAGCAAUUUCGGACCCUUCUUAUCACUUCUAAAGGGGAGAAAGAGAAACGAAUGGUGGACAACUUCCGCCCCCUCCAGCCACUGAUGAAUCGCACUGUUCGCUCAUCCUUCCGCCAUGAUUAUGUGCUGAAUGUACAAGCAAAACCCAAGCCAGCUGCCAGUCAAGUGGCCCCCUAAAAUGUUCAUGAUAAGCAGUUAUCUUCCUUUAUUCAGAAAAGCUUUUAAAAACGUUAGACUACGUUAAACACCGCCAUUUAAUGAUAUUCACAGAUACACAUUUCUUUUCUUUUUUUUUUUUGGCAUUUCAGAGUUAUCCUUGUAAGGCAGGGAGGAGGAUCCGAACAUUACAAAAUAACCGAUUGGUUAACAUCAAGUUAUUUAGAUUAUCAUUUUUCUAUGAAAAGAUUACUGAUUAGUUAACACCAAGAUAUUUAUGUUACCCCCCUCUUUUGUGAAAGGAUUCUGUAAUCUGAUUUCCUGGAAUGUAAAAUAGGUUUAUUCUCUGCUUGAUGAAAUGGAACUUUAUUGUGAGUGACUCCAUUUUGACUUUGGUUUGCCUGUUGGGGCCUAAUAUAAGAGUUUAGUACAAAAUAACUGCAUGUAGUUUCUCUCCUUUGGUCAGAAUUUCACCAUCAGUAUGCAGUAGUGUUACUUUCAAAUACGAUCAUUUUAGGCCACCAGUCUUAAUGGGUCAUUGAUUCAUGGGUUAGAUAUGCAUUUAUUGUUAUGGGGUGCUUCACCAAUCUUUGAGAUAAGCUAUUUAGUAAAUUAAUUCCUUUAUUUGAUUGAUAAUAAUGAUUAACAACUGUAAUAUCAGCAAAAGACAUGUUUCUCUUACAGAGACCAGUUGGUAGUUUUACUGUGUUUCUAUAUCUGAAAUAUUUUAGCUAUUUUUUGUGUUCAUCAAUGAAUGGUUCUAUAGAGUUUUUUUUAAAAACAGGUAUUAUAAUAAAAAUAUUUAACUGGUAAAGACACAUUGACCACAGAACAUAGGCCUUUAAGAAAACAGCUAAGAAGCCUAGACCUCCUGGUUGAACAUUGGCCAUUUUUUAAGUCUAUUUUACGUCAAAACAUGAAUGUGUAUUGUUUUAUUAUGGCUUCUCAGUAUAUUUUCCCCAGUGUUUAGCUGCCAAUAUUAGCAUCUGAAAUGUCUGCUUAUUAGCAAUUUAUUAUAUAGAAAUAUUUUUUGAAGUGGUAGAGGUGGUGAUAUUGACUGGAACAACACAUAAAGUAAUACAUAUGAAAUAUAACAAUGAAAUCUCCCUCUGUAUUAAUGUAAGCUAAUUUAAAAGAAAGAAAAAAAGAAAUUUUGUAAUCAUAAGAAAAUAUGAACUUUUACUAUCUCUAGAAGUUCCUUUACAUUUUUGAAAAUCAGAUGUUUCACUUAAAAGCUUGGAAAUCCUAUAGAAAGCAUAUGCAGGAUAUUUUAAUAAAAAUGUUUAAA
Dipodomys ordii (Ord's kangaroo rat) is the source of this 2340-nucleotide messenger RNA. It is a transcript of the gene Ca5b, whose product is annotated as carbonic anhydrase VB, mitochondrial. Gene Ontology annotation, cellular component: cytoplasm; mitochondrion. The transcript has 8 exons. The coding region runs from base 126 to 1073 and encodes 315 amino acids. The record is from RefSeq and is a predicted model, not a curated record. Gene Ontology annotation, molecular function: zinc ion binding; carbonate dehydratase activity. NCBI's taxonomy places the organism in Eukaryota, Metazoa, Chordata, Mammalia, Rodentia, Heteromyidae.